UACAUUUGUAUCUUAAUGUGGCAUUUUUUCUUUCUGCUUUCCGAAAGACUUUUUGCGAGCGAAUCAGGAAACGAUUAUUCGAAGGGAUGCGCUCAUCUACAUUGUGAGAAUGGUAGCCGUUGCGUAAAACGAAGAUUUUGGUGCAAGGAUCCUCCUUGCCCUGGCAUGUUGUAUUGUUCGAAAUCGAGAAGAGAAUCGUUGAAGGGACCUCUAAAUUGUGACACUGUUCGUUGCAACCGACGACACAUGUGCAUUAUUAAAGUUCAAGGAUGCCAUUGGGAUAGAAAGUGUAAGCAGCAAUUGGCGCGCUGUAUAUCGGAAAAAGAAUAUUACGAGGGUGCAGCUUCCUGCGCCGGUUUCGAAUGUCCAUCGGGAAAACGUUGCAUCUUGCGAGAAAUUUUAUGCGUUAAUCCACCCUGCAAACUUAUCAGAAGUUGCGAAGAUGAGGAAGAUAUACAAACUUGGUUCGACAAAUGCAGAAGUUUGAACUGCGCCUCCGAAUAUGAGUGUUUCUUGCGAAGGCCAGAAAACAAUUGUCGCGAUCAGUGGUGUACACAUACGCCCGAUUGUACGCUCACCGUCGAAGAUGAGCUAAUCAGUAAAUAUUGCUACGGUUGGAUCUGCCCACGAUCGCAAAAAUGCGUAGUGCGAAUUGUAGAUUCAUGUAAGGGUUUUAAUUGUACAAUCGAGCGAUCAUGUCGUGCAUCUUCAGUUUCGUCCACCACACGCAAUACGACUAAUAACGAGGUCUCUAAGCAAUCCACAACCAGAAGAACCUUGAUGCAAGCCGAGAGGGAAUUGAUUCAACAGGAGCUACAGAAAAGAACGAAUUAUCCGAUCAUAAGCAAACAGUCAACUGUACCAGUGACUUCAACGCGGAGACAAACUAUUCACUAUACAACCUCUACAAAACAAGGGACAGAAGUUUCGUUGUCUCAUCAGCAAAUCACAACGAUGAAAUCAAAUUUAAUCACAGAGUCAUCAACGAAUGAACAUUCGACAUUGCCUUAUCCUCGUUUUCGAUUGAAUUACGAUAAACCCGUUGCCAUCAAUGAUGGCAAGGUUUUCCAGGGUUCAAGUUCUCCGGCAACUGAACUCGCUGAUGGGAAGACCGAGCCAACUAUAUCGUAUGAUACAGAUAAAUUAGAAACACCAAGGAAGAUCUACAUUACAACCAAUGACGAGUUCCCCCUUCCCAUGAUAUUAAAGGACAUUAACUUCUUUGACCAAGGUUAUCCGAUCUGGAUAAAAAAUGAUCCGUAUCGUUCGUGGGAAGCGAAGGACGAAGAUGGAUGGAGAUAUCACGCGCCACAAGAACCGUACAAGAUUUUAUUGCCGCCAUAUGAGCCGGUGAUCCUUGUUGAAGAUAUGGGGAAACGAGGACAAUUUCUACCGUUCUUCACUGACGCAUUCUUCACUGACCUUUUUAACGAAGCGGCUUCUAUACCUUUGCCAGAAAUAACACCUGCAGAUAUUGGAAAUUCGAGGACGGAUAGUACUUCGACGAUUGCAGAUAAGACUGUUGAUUAUACAAAUAGUUCUACAAUUGCCAAGCAAGAAAACAUCAAGACGAAUCAUACCGAUGAAUCGCCCAACGAUCAUAGGAGUUUCCCGAUGACGGAAGAAACAAGCACUGCUUCGCUAAAUAUUCGUGACAAAGAAAAACUGGAUAACUAUGACAUGAGUUGCAACUGUCCGUUGACCACGUCCGCAGGACCCACUUUGGCCUCGACAUGCGGUGGCCCGUCCUUCAUGCUCUUUAUGGGGCUGCUCGAAGUCUUUUUGCGGAGCCAAUGCGACCUCGAGGACCCAUGUAACAGACCUGCACCACCGAGCACUGUCAAUACGAGGUACGAUUUCGUAGUGAUCGGAGGCGGUAGCGCUGGAGCGACCGUGGCGGCUAGAUUGUCGGAAGAAUCGAGAUUUUCCGUAUUGCUGUUGGAAGCUGGAUUGGACGAGCCAACGGGUACUCAGAUACCUUCGUUCUUCUUCAAUUUCAUUGGCAGCGAGAUCGACUGGCAGUACACUACAGAGAGCGAAGACGAAGCUUGCUUGAACAAAGAACACAAAAAAUGUUACUGGCCUAGAGGGAAAGUGUUGGGCGGUACGAGCGUUAUGAACGGGAUGAUGUAUAUGAGAGGCUCGCGUAAGGAUUACGACGACUGGGCCAAGCUCGGCAACGUCGGAUGGUCCUAUCGCGACGUCCUACCGUUUUUUAUACGGAGCGAGGAUAAUCAGCAAGUGAACAGCAUGGAUUACGGCUAUCACGGGGUCGGCGGGCCACUCACGGUUAUGCAGUUUCCUUACCACCCACCAUUAAGUUUCUCUCUCUUGGAAGCUGGAAAAGAAUUGGGAUACGAUGCGGUUGAUCUGAAUGGACGAACCCACACCGGGUUUGCCAUAGCGCAGACCACAUCCAGGAAUGGCUCACGUCUUUCCACGGCGCGCGCCUUCCUGCGUCCCGCCCGAAACCGUCCGAAUCUCCAUAUAAUGCUGAACUCGACAGCGACGAGGAUCCUCUUCGACGAGAAUAACAGAGCGGUCGGUGUCGAGUUCCUUCAUGACGGAAUGACGAAACACGUGUCGGUGGCGAAGGAGGUGGUCGUGAGCGGAGGUGCCGUUAACUCGCCGCAAAUUCUCUUAAAUAGCGGAAUAGGACCUCGAGAGGAUCUUAAUGCGGUGGGAGUGCCGGUUGUUCGCGAUCUCCCGGGUGUCGGCAAAAAUCUUCACAAUCACGUUGCCUACGCAUUGACCUUCACCAUCAACGAUACCGAUACUACUCCGCUCAAUUGGGCAACCGCUAUGGAAUAUUUACUCUUCAGGGACGGCCUGAUGUCUGGAACAGGAAUAUCCGAGGUGACAGCAAUGAUAAAUACUAAGUACGCGGAUCCGAGGGAGGAUCAUCCAGAUGUGCAGCUAAUCUUCGGCGGUUACCUGGCCGAUUGCGCGGAGACUGGUAUGGUAGGUGAAAGGAAGGGCGCGAAUCGCAGUAUCUACAUCAUCCCGACUAUCCUGCAUCCGAAAAGUCGCGGUUAUCUGCGCUUACGAAACAAUGAUCCUCUCUCAAAGCCGCUGAUCUACCCCAAAUACUUGACCCAUCCCGACGAUUCAGCAGCUCUCGUGGAAGCCGUUAAGUUCAGCAUUCAAUUAACGGAGACCCAGGCGCUCAAAAGGUACGGUUUCGAGUUGGACCGAACUCCAGUGAAGAAUUGCGAGCACCUGAAGUUCGGCUGUGACGCUUACUGGGAAUGUGCGAUUCGUCAUGACACUGCACCCGAGAAUCAUCAGGCGGGAUCCUGCAAAAUGGGACCGUCAGACGAUCCAAUGGCCGUGGUUGACAAUCAAUUGCGAGUCAGAGGAGUGCGAGGUAUAAGAGUGGCCGACACAAGCAUCAUGCCAAGGGUUACAUCUGGCAAUACGAAUGCACCAGCGAUCAUGAUCGGUGAAAGAGCAGCAGAUUUUAUUAAGAAAACCUGGAUCGGUUGA
Molecule: messenger RNA, 3486 nt
Organism: Cyphomyrmex costatus
Lineage: Eukaryota; Metazoa; Arthropoda; Insecta; Hymenoptera; Formicidae
Product: glucose dehydrogenase [FAD, quinone]
Exons: 19
Coding region: 16-3486 (1156 amino acids)
Molecular function (GO): oxidoreductase activity, acting on CH-OH group of donors; flavin adenine dinucleotide binding
Source: RefSeq, a predicted model, not a curated record